AUGGUUUUUCGAAUUUUCCGCCAACUUUUCAAUAAUGAGAAAACGAUUCAACAGGUAAGGAGAAAAUUUGGUAAUUUUCAGCUUUUCAGAUUCAAAUUUUGAAUUUUCCAGCUCUCCGAAUCGCUGCCAAUUCGCACAACUGCAAAAGCAAUCGUGCGCGGUCUGAAAAUCGCCGAAGAAAAAGCUGAAAAUCUGGAAUUGGGUCGAAAAAUCACGAAAUUCAAGGCGAAUUUCGAUGAAGAAUAUCAAAAAGCGCUCAAAAAAUAG
Caenorhabditis angaria is the source of this 267-nucleotide messenger RNA. Lineage: Eukaryota; Metazoa; Nematoda; Chromadorea; Rhabditida; Rhabditidae. The record is from the annotation of a GenBank genome assembly.